Aspergillus vadensis CBS 113365 is the source of this 594-nucleotide messenger RNA. RefSeq lists its product as uncharacterized. Bases 1 to 594 code for a protein of 197 amino acids. The record is from RefSeq and is a predicted model, not a curated record. The transcript is spliced from 3 exons. NCBI's taxonomy places the organism in Eukaryota, Fungi, Ascomycota, Eurotiomycetes, Eurotiales, Aspergillaceae.
AUGGCGAGUCUUUCGGAUGUUGGUGUUAUGAGUGAAUCGGAUACCGGCCAGGACCCCCAAACUCAAACCUUACGUUACUACCCUCCGAUCCGGAGGUACAUAACGCAAAUAGCAAUAGGCCAGCAUCAGCCUCAGAAGCCGGUCGACCAUGUCUGGCAGAAUAUCCUGCAGCAUUACUUCCGGACCUCUCAUUACACUGUAGAGAGAGUAAGGCUGAUUGUGUCUGUGGUCAAUUCUAGGAACAAACAAUGGCUUCACGAGGUCAUUGUAGUCGAAGCCAAGAAGCCCACAGGAAGGGCCCCGACCGAGCAUAAGUGGAAUGGAGUCCGGCAACAGCUCCAAAAAGACAACAUGUUAGCCUUCAGAAACAGGCUAGGCAACGUGCAGACCAUGUACGGAGUUGCAGCAGUUGGGUUUCGUGCUCGAUUUUACGUCUUUUUAUUCAUGAAUCAGAAUGCUCUGGUUUCAGAUACCGAGGACGGAAUUCUUGCUAACGACGAGGUGGUGUUGGAUCUGUGCGAUGAUGAGCAGAAUAUCCAUCUCUUGCUGGAAGCGAAGUUGGCGAGGAUUAACAACCGUCAGAAUAACAACUGA